AAGGAAACAUUGCUGGCUGACUCAGCCAAAGUGUCACAAAUUAUCGAUCUUGAAGCUGCCGCCGUACUAUCAUGAUGACGGUUCUCAUUCACCUUGCAUGCUGCCACCAUAUGGAACGCUGGUAGAUCCAAUCAAUUGCGAAAAUUGUUCCAUCGAUGCUCUGCAGAUGCCAAACUCCGUGUUGUCCGGUGGCACGAGGUGGUAGCGGCAUUAAAGGUUUUACGAAAAGAACACUCGGGAAGGCACUUUGGACAUAAUAGUAUUUGGCCUAGACUCUCAGCAAAGGAUCUGUCCGGACAGGCGCCAGACUGGUUUUUUGUUGAAGUAUUCGCCACUCCCAUCUCAACUUGAACAACCAUGCCAAGUCUUAAGAACAAAAACAAGGCUAUAACAAAUGGCAAGACGAAAUAUCUGAACGCCUCAUCCAAUCAGUCAAAGGAUUCAGCCACAAUCUCAUGUUUGACCUUGGAGGAUGAAACGACACGUUGCAACCAGCCAGCAACAGAAGGCUUCCCGCACCCUGAGCGCCGCUGCAAGGUCCACCAAGCCCAGUACCUCACGAUGUACAAGAAGUACAUGAAUGCUUCCAAGGACGUUGACAACAUCAGAUCUGGGGGAGAGAUUCCGACGAAGGAGCAAAUUCAGCUUUACACAGAUCUGCACGCGACGCUUGAGAAAGCUUGUUGGGUACGCAAGUAUCUCGAGAGUAUUCGCGUGGAGAGGACUGGUAGAAAUAUCCACCAAAGGCGCUUCUUCUUAAAAGUUGAUUAUGGACACAAGAUUCGUUUGGAGGUCCUCGCUAAGGAAAUGGCGAAAGCUGUCGAGAUACUCAACAGUCUUCAAGCUCGGGUGUUGGAUCUUCGCACUGCUAACAAUGUUGGUUGCGACUGGAUGAAACCGGUUCGACUUUUACCAAGCACAUUCGGUGACGCGAAAAGAGUAUUUGCAGUUGCAAUCAUCGAGGCAGCUCGACAAACAAUUCCAAGCCAUGGAUCGGAGACAUCUGCGCGGACUCUUUCUACGCCAGCGGAUGUGGAUCUAAUUGAUCUGGAGCACCGAGCACAAAAGGCUCGGCGACUGCAUGCUUUCGAAAUAUUCACGGGGCUUGGAUCACAAGUCCUUCAUGACAAAACGGGUUUGAACACCUCUGAUCCAACCCUUCGAUCUGUGUUAUCUGUUAUGCAGAAUAUCUUCCAACAGUACGCACGGCGGAUCAUUCUUCACGAACCAGAUCUCUUCUUCAAGUCCCUUGACAAGGUCUCCUUCACGGAUCUCAUCCUGGACGAUGAUUUCUCUGAUGAGGACAUGGCUAAAUUUGUACUCCUAUUUCAACAGACGUUAGGUUUGGGAUUGGAGUUGUUCAAAGAUGCAGUACUUGAUGCCCUUGUGAUGUCGAAGGGUGGCACCGCCGAUAAUGCCGAUGAUCUGAGUCGCCGACACCAGGUGCUUGGGGGAUGGAUCUAUGAUUGUGCCUACACGCACACAAUCCCUAAUGAAGCUUGGUGGCACAUACUCCAGUGCCUGAAGCCGCCUGCCAACGUCGAGAAUCAGUUUGUACGUCUAUGCAACAAUUUCGACGACAUAAUCAAUUUUCUGUCAUUUGGAGCAAUUGGAAUGAUACCACCUCCGACGUUCUGCAGCACAUGGAACAACGGGAUUGAUGCUGUUGCAUACCGAAAUCAUCUUUCUCUCUCUGGGGUCGUUGUUGCCGACAUGGUGUCAUAUUCGAAGCCUCCCUAUAUGACUGGCUCUAUGGCCACCCGACAUCGAGGCAGGACGCCAGGAUGCAUCGUCUGGGUUGAGAUAGAAAUGAGGGGAUAUAUGUUCGGCGCUCUCAGAAAUGAAUCUGACGCAUUCAAUGAUGCUUUCCUUCGAGAGCUUUCUGCGCGACCCGAUCUCUUUCAGGUGAUAACACGGUCUGAGACGGAUCCAGGGCGAGAGAUUGAAGUUUUCGGUGCUGGUCCCGCAGGCGUCUUGCCAGCGAUACGGCAUCGGGAAUUUGAAGCUCCCCUAGCUCCCUUUGCACAUCGUCCAACAGGAUCUGGCGAAUGGGUGGUCACAAGGUCCGCACUAGAUAUUUUGUACGGCACCCACGUUAAGAUGCCACGCGGACCUAAACGACCAUUCCCUGGAUAUCUCCGGACGAUGGGCAGUGGACAAAGUCCUGGCUGGUUCUUCCGCUUCAAGAAGUUCCCAGUGAAGUACAUCGUGAUCCUGGAUACGGUUCCGAAUCGGGACCAUUCAAUCCUUGCUAAGAAUGUCGCAUGGGCGGCGCUUUGUGCGCGGGGGUAUGGAGAAGGUGGGAUUGGGACGUGGAAGUAUGCGAGAGCCUCAGACAAGCUUUUUCAAAAGCGGGCGGAAGAACUUCAUGCAUGGAUGCCAGAAGGCUGGGGUGGUUGGCAGGCUACCAUGAAGAAGCUUAAGGAGUCUCGUUAUCUUGUUCACCUUCGAAAGUACAAGUUACUGAUACUUCUCGGCUUCUGCAUCUUAUGGUACUUUCGCUCAUCGAUCCUCCGGUACCGUAUUGGCUAAUCGUUACCGUUGGUACUUACAUAGUUGCAUCUCUCCCGGCUAUCUCAUCAGCUGUAUCAUGUACGUUUAUAGUCAUCCAGCCAAAAAUCUCCAGAC
This is a messenger RNA of Suillus clintonianus, 2628 nucleotides long. RefSeq lists its product as uncharacterized. The transcript is spliced from 5 exons. Bases 358 to 2532 code for a protein of 724 amino acids. The record is from RefSeq and is a predicted model, not a curated record. Lineage: Eukaryota; Fungi; Basidiomycota; Agaricomycetes; Boletales; Suillaceae.